CAAGAUCGCAUAGCGCAGUUACGUCAAGACAAUCUGCGUAACGAAACCAAAGAUCCAUCGCUCGAUUCUCAUGCACGCCAGAAAGCCGACGAGCCUCCGAAUUGUUUCGUGCAACCACAUUUUGCGACACUACGAACAGAGACUCCGGAGGAGCGUGCCUCGGCUCACGAGCAAUUAGAGCCGAGCAAUAGCGAAUCGAAUUUAGUUAAUGCAGACGAUGACAAAUUAGCACAGGAGUCGUCGAUUCAAGAUCGGAUUGUUGCAUUGCGAGCAGAAAAGCUAAGGUCGAAGGAAGACUUUUUGGCAAACGAGAGCACGCAAGGCCACCUCCCCGUGUUUUCUCCACCACCUGCUCCCAGGACAAAUAUGGCGGACACUCCACUGUACGCUGUCGACGACAACGAUAAAAUGACUCGACAUUCGAUUGAUGAUAGCAUGUAUAAUGUGCCAUACCCCGUGGACGAUUCCAUGGCGGAAGUUGCCUACCCAGUAGAAGGUUGCAGCGACGGUUUCACUUAUCCUGUGAAUGACCCCUAUGACACUAACAAUGAAGUUACUGUAUCUAACGAACUUUCUGUGGUCGAUUCGUAUCCCUCGGCAAAACCAGUGGACGGAAUCCCACCGAAAAAGAAGAUCAAAGUUGACCACGACGUGAUCUCGUUCCUGCCCUCGCAUUUGCUAAAGUCUCGACGGAACAUUGAGCCAACUCCGGCAAAAUGUCAAUCGGAGAAAGAUGACUACGAGGAUCUAGUAAAAGAGGUUGACAGCCUUUGAAAGACUAUGUCGAUGCUUAAGUAUUUGCUGUUGGGUGUGCCGUGCUGCAGAUAGCAAGACCGCAAAAGUUCCAAAGGGAGUUGAUUAGCGUUGUAUCUCGGUGUUACUCCGUUUACUCAGCAAAACGCGUCCAGGUUUUAUUGUGUGUCGUAACACACAAACCGCACCUUUUGUGGUCUCGCUGUUCGCACUACGAUAUACACAGCAGCAAUCGGAAUAGGUUCCGACUCCAAUGUCGGAAAUCUGUUUCAGACAAUUUUGGGAAACAGGAUUGCGCAUUUUGUACUUCUGCCUGAUGUACUCAUUGUUUUUGCAAAGAAGAAAAGUCUCAUCUUUCCCCAUCUCUAAUGUGGAAGAAUCGUGUGAACCUCGUGCUCAUGACGCUGGCAGCGCUGUCGGCAUCACCCCAGGCCAAGGCGCAAUUGAUGCUGCGGGCUUUGCAGGAAGAUGCUCCGCAAGGAAACAUUGAGAGUGACUUUCCCAGUGAUGCUCCUUCUGACCAUCCUUCGGACCAACCUUCGGAUAUGCCCUCGGAGACGCCGUCACUCCCCGUUGGAUUUCCCCCCUCUCCUUCACCGACGAUCACUCUGGCAUCUCCUACAGUUGUCCCUACGAUCCAACUUUCGCUUUUGCCGACAAUUAUGGCAACAAAUGCUCCUAGUGAGAGCUCAGUGUCAGACGAUUAUGUGAUGCCGCCUGAUCAGUUUUCCAUGAGUAUGCAAACUUCAAAGUCGUUUCAAAUUGACGCCAUGGAAGAUUCUAUGAUUCCGACUGAAGUUGUUUCGAUGGCCCUUGACAACAAGACACGCAAUAUUCAUAAGUCAAACGGAAAGCGCAACUUGAUCCGAAUCAAACCUUUGUAACGACCGCCAAAGGCUGAAUUUCAGCUACAUGUAUUCGAAUAAGCAAGGUCUCAUCGUCUUUUUAGUUCGUAGCAGCUCGCAAGCAAGGCACAUGUCCGUGGUAAAAAUUUAUUGGAACAUAUUAUUAUCC
Molecule: messenger RNA, 1767 nt
Organism: Phaeodactylum tricornutum CCAP 1055/1
Lineage: Eukaryota; Bacillariophyta; Bacillariophyceae; Surirellales; Neidiaceae
Exons: 1
Coding region: 1122-1637 (171 amino acids)
Source: RefSeq, a predicted model, not a curated record